Messenger RNA from Adineta ricciae, 1407 nucleotides. Lineage: Eukaryota; Metazoa; Rotifera; Eurotatoria; Adinetida; Adinetidae. The record is from the annotation of a GenBank genome assembly.
AUGCAAAAAUGCGCUGCUUCAUGUUCCGUUACCAAUAGUAGUCGAUCACUUUGGUUGAUCACAUUCGGUGCUGGUAGAGAUCCAUAUUCUCAACAAACUCCCUCUCAUUUCAAUUUCACCACCACUUACCGACAGCAAUUCGAAUCCCGUCCCGCGCCAGCACAGUUUGCACUGAUGAAUAAAGUACCAAACUACGACAGUUGGCACGCUAAAGCAGAAGAUUACACACCAGAUGAUACUGACGGAUAUAUGAUGCUGGUCGAUUUGGCUACCUAUGAUGGUAGUGUGAUAUUCAACACUACUGUUCAUGGUCUUUGCAUCGAUUCACAGUAUGAAUUUUCAGCAUACUUCGCAAAUAUUGUGCAGGACAGAUUUAAUGCAUCAAAGCCAAAUAUUAUUCUACGAGCUCGUGCAGCGACACAUGGAAAUGAAAUCAUCAAUCAAUCAUGGACAGAUGACUUGCCUGAACUCCCUAAGCUGACUUGGUCAAAGCAUCAACUUUUGUUUACGGCAUCAACGAGUUCAGUAGUUUUACUGAUGAUUGCGAAAGGCAAUGAUGGUAUAGGGAGAGACUUAGUAAUUGAUGAUAUAGAACUACGUGUGUGCUCAAGUGUUUCAUCAGGAUAUUACCCAUCAGAAACAACCGCCGUUCCUAAGUCAUCUGAGAUAACUUCAUUGGUACCGUCGAGCUGGACAAUAUCACAAUUUGCAUCUACCUCAGUCGAAAAAGGUUCCAAAACUGUAUUCAUCCCGAAGAGAUGCCCUAAUGCAUCAUACAUUGGCAAGCACUGCAAUAUUUCAAAUGAUCUUUGUGAGAUGAUGAAACCAUGUAAAAAUAACACUAAUUGCAAGAAUACUGGCGCGACUGACAAAGGAUAUGUUUGCAUAUGUCCGCCCGGUUCUACUGGGGUUCAUUGCGAAGAGAACCUACGACCCUGUGCGUCGUAUAUUUGUCUGAACAACGGUAAAUGUGACGAAAAAUCAGUACGAUGUCGAUGUCCAAAUGGUUGGGAAGGUGAUCAUUGUGAAUCUAUGAUUAACCAUUGUGAAAUGAACAAAACAACUUGUUCGAAUAAUGGUGUUUGCCGGCCAUUGGUGGGGAACUACACAUGUGAAUGCUUUGGCACUGGUUAUUCUGGUCGUCAUUGUGAAAUAGUAGCAGUGAAAAUUCGCGUCUUCAAAAUUCUCUUCAAAUCAGUUGCUUUUGUUGCGAUUCUUAUCAUUGUAAGCUUCAUCCUGUUUAUCGUAAUAAUGGAUAUAUUGAAGUAUUGUUUUGGGAUUGAUGUCACUCGUGAGGAGUUGGAGCGAUAUCGACGAGAAAAACGAGCACGAAAACGAAGACGCCCUGUGAUUCAACGAUUUGUUUAUGUGGACAAACCACAACAAUCUUCGGAUACAUCAGUCUAA